Pangasianodon hypophthalmus (striped catfish) is the source of this 8136-nucleotide messenger RNA. It is a transcript of the gene parp14rs3, whose product is annotated as poly(ADP-ribose) polymerase family member 14-related sequence 3. The record is from RefSeq and is a predicted model, not a curated record. Gene Ontology annotation, biological process: negative regulation of gene expression. Gene Ontology annotation, cellular component: cytoplasm; nucleus. The transcript is spliced from 26 exons. Gene Ontology annotation, molecular function: NAD+ poly-ADP-ribosyltransferase activity; transcription corepressor activity. Lineage: Eukaryota; Metazoa; Chordata; Actinopteri; Siluriformes; Pangasiidae. The coding region runs from base 87 to 6215 and encodes 2042 amino acids.
CGGGCUUUCCCCUUUAACUUUCUCACUUUGCUGAUUUACUUCAAUGACGCGUCUAUCAGCUCAGCUCUUGCGCUACUUUCACAGCAAUGGACGACAAAACGCUGGUUCUUGAGGGUCUACCAGGGGAUUUAGACCUGGUGAGAACCAAACUAGAGCUUUAUUUUAAAAACAAGAGGAAAUCUGGCGGAGAGGUCAUGCACAUCCGAGCACAUCCCGAGGACAAGCGGAAAGCCCUGCUCACCUACCUCCAAGAAACAGAUUUAAACAAUGUCCUUAAACAAGGAACACACAAAAUUGAUUUCAAAGCCCAGGGAGUUGUUGAACUGACAGUGAAACCCUUGAAUGUCAAGAAACAAAAGGUGAAACCGCCUCUUUUACCAAGACCAAAGAUAGAAACUCUUGAACAAGUCAGAUCUUCGCAAGCCACUGCAGGUGGACAGACGUCUGGCUCUAAAGCUCAAAAAGGAAAUGAAGAGCACUCAAAAACCAAAGACCUGCUUAUCAGCACCAUGGAGUCAGUUGAUAAAGAUAUUCUUACAUUGUACUUUGAACAGUUUACAGAGAAGGCUGAAAUCAAAAAAUAUGGAAAAAACAAGUGGAUCCUAAAAGUAGCCAAUCAGUCAGAUUUAUUGACUAUUCUGGGCCAGAAGAAACAUGAAUUCGGGCUGAAGGUGGAGUUGUGUAAUGAAGCAUGUGUUUCAGAGCAGUGGGACCCUCUGCGCUUCAUCCUAACUGGGUUUAAAGACAGCUGCAAAUGCAAAUUAAUUACCAUGUUCAUUGGGAGCUGCAGUCAAAAGGCAGCACACACCUGGGAGAUAGUAGAUGAUGAGAGAAUUGUGGUCACGUUCAAGGAAGACAUAGAUUCAAAAUCUUUCAUUGAGAAGUGUGCAGCCAAAAACCUGAAUGGCAUGGAGAUUGAAGCCACUCACUUAGAGUUCACAGAUUCAGUUCUGGUACAGGGGGAUAUGAGCAAACUUACAGAAGAAGCUCUUACCUUCUACUUUGAAAACAACAAAAAGAGUGGUGGAGGUGACAUCAAGUCUUUAAUCUGGGUCAACAAACAAAAGAGUGUGGUCAUAUCCUUUCAAGACUGUCAUGUGGCACAAGAAGUGGUGAUGCAGAAACAUCAUCUUUGUGGCACAGACCUUAGCACUUCACUUUUUUACUCGAGUCUUCAGAAGGCUUUGACAGGAGAAAUGCCAGUGUGGUCCAAUAUAUCCACUAAUAUGAUUAUUCCUGUUGAUAAGGCAGUCAGAAGUUUCAUUGAAAAAAACAAAAAGUGCAAAAAUGAUUUUGAGAGUCAACUAAGGGUAGUUCAUGCUAAUGUAAUUUUUGACAAGACCACAUCCCCUGGAGAGAUUGCACUUGAGAUGGCUAUGGACAAAGAGUCUUUAGCUGCUGUUCGACUAGGAGCAACUUGGGAAAGUAAAGCCCAAAGAGAAGCACAAACCCUUCUGAGUAGCUACAGCACAGCUGAGUUGCCAGUUGAAGUCGAGACCUGGAAAAGGGUAGAGCGUGAUUGCCUUGAAUUUGUCAAUUCUGAUGUUGAGGUCACCUAUAUGGAAACCAAAAUUGCAAUAGUUGGCCUAAAAACAGAAGUCACUACCGUCUUGGACAAGAUUCAGAACCUUCUUAAGGACGCAACUGCAGAAUUAGAAGUGGAAAGGAACACUGUUGAAAAAGUGAUUCGGUUUGAAUCAAAAGAGACACUAGAGUUGGUAGAAAAACGUGUACAUGCCAAACUUCAAAAUGUAACAUUAAAAAAAAAUGAAACUAACCUGACUUUUCGCCUGCAAGGUUUGAGGGACUGUGUAAGUACUGCUGAAAGGGUCAUCAAGCAAGCACAGGAGAAUGUUAUCUUUCAACAGCUGAACAUCUCGGCCCAUUUGCUUCAGUUUCUGAAGUCUUUGGAUCUAAAGAAAUUUGAACAAAACCAUUUUGUAACAAGACAUAUACCAGCUUUAUUUCAAAAUGAUGGAGUGGUUCUUGGGAUUGUUGCAGAGAAAGAAUACAUCAAAGCAGCCGAAGACAAAGUAAAAAAGAUCCUACAAGAGGAGGUCAUUCAUCUUACUCCUGAUGCAAGCACAGUAACUAACUCUGAAAACUGGGUGAACUUUUUGAACCAAAUUAAAGUGGAUUUAAGUCAUGAUUCACAGAAUGUUAACAUCAUACCUUCAGAGGCACAGAUUUUAAUCUGCGGAUUUGCUCAAGUGGUGGCAAAUCUUUCAAAAAAGGUCAAGGAUUAUCUGGAGAACAAGACACCAGCAACUGAAUAUAUCCAUCUAAAAUCUUUUCAGGAGUUGGGGUUUGUUGACUCUUGCCUGAAAUUGUCAGAAAUUCCAGAAAUCCGAAAACUUGGCAUAACCAUUCGAUGUUGCAGAACAAUGAAUUCUCCAUGUCUGAAGGUUACAACAUCAAAAGAAAAACUCCAGGAUGUAGUAACUGUUGUGAAAAGGCAUAUAUCCUCCAUUUUCACUGAGAAGAAAACUUAUUCCAAAGCAGGAGAAUCUAAGGUCAUACUCAAGCAUGAAGCCAACAUUCAGGCCAAAGCCAAGGAGUGGUGUUGCAAGGCUUACAUUUCAACUCACAAGACUGGCCCUUCAAGAAGAUACAGCCACCAAGUAAAUAGUUCCAUCACUUUAACAGUUACAGAGGGUGAUCUGCAGCACUUUCCAGCUGAUGCUUUGAUUUGUCCUAUGAGUAGCAAACUAGCUUUUGACAAUCCUGUUGCUCAAAGGUUUCUUCAAGUCGCAGGUUCGGAUAUUCAAGCAGUGUGCAGCAGACUCCAGAAAGAAAAGCAAACUUUACUUGCUGGGGAAGUGGUCCUCAGUGACCCAGGAAAUCUCAAUGCCAACAGCCUUAUUUAUACUGUGUUGCCCCAGAGUGGUCAACAGUUCACUUUGGAAUCUCAUUAUCUGAAAUCAGCUAUUCUUAAUAGCCUCCAGAAAGCAGAAUCUAGAAAUGAUACUUCUAUUGCAAUGUCGGCAAUAGGAUGUGAAACUUUCGGGUUCUCCACCAAAGAAAGUUGCAUGGCAAUCAGAGAAGCAGUACUGCAGUUCAGUAAUGAUCAACAAAAUUCCCCAAAGAGUAUAAAGAACAUAUUUGUGGUAGAUUCUGAUGUGAAGAUACUGGAGGAGUUCAACAACAUCAUUGCUCAACUGGGUUUUUCUAAUACAAAAGCAUCUGUCACUCCAACAAACACUACCACUCAAGACCAACCAAAAUCUCUAAAUCUGAAACAAGCAUCAGACACAGAAGUAAUUGUUCAUGGAGUGGUAGUGUCUCUCAAAAAAGGUGAUAUCACCAAUGAAACAGUGGAUGUCAUUGUUAAUUCCAACAACAAAGCCUUGGAUCUUGACACAGGUGUGUCUGGUGCAAUUUUGAGGGCAGCUGGAAAAUCAGUUGUCAAAGAAUGCAAAAAUCAUGGUCAUCAGAAACAGAAUGGAGUGGUAUUGACAAGCGGAGGUAAACUUUCAUGUAAGCAUAUUGCUCAGAUGGUUGGGCCCAAUAAUGCUGCUGAUAUUACUACCUCUGUGGAGAAAGUACUGAAACUCUGUGAAACUACAAUGGCUGCCACAGUAGCCAUCCCUGCAAUUGGCACAGGGAGAGGUGGUAUUGGAGCAAAUGACUCCAUCAAGGCUAUUUUGGCUGGAGUGGAAAACCAUUUGACUCAGUCAACAUCAUCCAGCCUCCAGAAAAUAACUGUGCUGGUAAUUGACCAGAAGGUUUUAGACGCAUACUGCAACUAUUUCAAGGAGAGGAACAGCAAGACUGCACCUACCAGUACGCCUGCAAAUAAAGUCAAAAUUGCAGGUGUGUGGAUUGAGAUAAAGAAGGGGAACAUCACCAACGAAUCUGUCCGUUGUAUUGUCAACACCACCAAUGACCGAAUGAACUUGACAGUAGGAGUCUCAGGGGCCAUUUUCAGAGCUGCUGGACCCUCUGUUCAACAGGAAUGUCACAAACAUGGUCCACUUCAGGGUGAUACAGCUGCAGUGACCAGUGGUGGAAAUUUGCAAUGUGAUUUCAUCAUUCACAUGAAGGGACCCCACUCCAUUGCAGAGGCAAAGUUACGGGUAAAGAAAGUAUUGGAGAGAUGUGAGGAGAUGCAGAUCAGCACCAUUUCCUUCCCUGCUGUUGGCACCGGUGGAGGUGGUAUUAAUAAUGUGGAUGCCAUUACUGGUAUGCUACAAGGCUUUCAUGACCACUUGUCUCAACGUUCCUCCACUGCCAUUAAACUCAUUUAUGUUGUCAUUGACCGAGAUGAAGUUCUGAAAGAUUUUCAGCAAGGGCUGAAUCAAUGGACUGCAAACUCCCAGCAGAACAUUGACUACGCUGAAAUAUAUGAGGAUGAAGAUGAUGAAUAUUAUUAUGGCUCAGAAGAUAGUUUGUCCUCGGAAGAAGAGGAUGACUUUAGUGGAAACAGCUUCGAAGCAAACAUUGGCACAAUCAAAGUUAAAGUGUUUUGUGGUGACAUCACGAAAGAGACGACAGACGCAAUAGUCAGCAGCACUAAUACCAGCCUUAAUCUAAGCUCAGGUGUAUCAGGAGCUAUUCUCAAAGCAGCCGGAAAGACUGUUGUGGAUGAGUGCACAAAAUUAGGUGUUCAACCCGGUGAUGGCGUGGUUCUCACAACAGCUGGAAAACUUCCAGUUAAGCACAUUGUCCAUAUGGUUGGUCAGACCAAGGAGAAAGAGAUCACAAACUGCAUGUAUAAAGUUCUGAAGAAGUGUGAGGAAAACAAGAUUCAGUCUGUUUCAUUCCCUGCUCUUGGAACUGGAGCAGGAAACCUGGCAGCAGCUCAAGUAGCAAAUGCCAUGAUGGAUGCGCUGGCAAAUAUUUCUAUUGACUCACCAGUAUUUUUAAAAACCGUCCAUAUUGUGAUUUUCCAAAGUACAAUGUUAUCAGACUUUGAGGAUGCCAUGAAGAAGUUCAAAAGGAUUUCUCGAAAACCCUCUGCAGUAACUGUCCCCAAUCCAACUCAGCAAACAUCAGAUUCGUCCAAGUCAAAAUUGUGUCUCGCUACUGAAACAGCUGCAGUGACUUUCCCAGUCACAAAUGUAGAGGUAUAUGGAACAUCUUCUACUGACAUUGCAAAGGUCAUAAAGUUACUGGAUGAUCUAGUUUCAGAAGAAUGUACUAGCAUGGAUGUUCAGUCCAGCCAUCUAGCCAACUUUCCUGAAGCUGACAACAAGGCGAUUGUGGAGCUCAGCCAAAACAACCAAGUGCAUGUUCUUGUGGCUGCAGCGGACAAAUUGAUUGUGUCAGGGAAGAAGGAUGAUGUUUUAGACACUGUUCUAAACAUCAACAAGUUCCUCCAGGCGGCCCGGGACAGGGAAUUCCGAGAAGGUGAAGAAAGGAGGCUGAGCAAAACAUUGCGCUGGGAGGUAGCAGAAGAAGAGACUUGGCUGCCACUGAACUCCAGCAUUAGCUAUGAACUGGAGUUAGCUUUUCACAAGAAAGAUGAAAAAUUCAGCUACCAGGAGAAUGGGGAAACCUUUACAGUGGAUUUCAAGGAGAUGAAACGGGUAAACACCAAGGGGAAGACCUGUAAAGUCAAGAGAUCCCUGUUUGCUGACUCAGACACGGCUAUCAUUCAACCUCCACCAACCUGGACCAAAAUGGAUGGAAGUGAUCUGGAAAUAGUUGUUCUGUCUCCAAAUUCAGAAGAAUACAAGAAGUUGGAGAAUGACUUUUUACGCUCAAGCCAACAUGAUGACAUAGCUCCUGUCCAAGUGGUGCAGAUCCGCAGAAUUCAGAGUCAGCCGCAAUGGCAAAGAUACUUUGUGUUGAAGCAAGCGGUGGACAAAAAAUACCCCAAGCAGAAAAACGAGCAGAUUCUCUAUCAUGGCACUACCAAAGACAUUUGUCAGAAAAUCAAUAGGAAUGGCUUCAACAGGAGCUUCUGUGGGAGAAAUGCUGUCGCUCAUGGUGAUGGCACGUACUUCGCCAAAGAAGCUUGGUACUCCUGCUAUGACCAGUAUUCAAACCCAGAUGAGAAUGGACUGAAGUAUAUCUACAGGGCUAGAGUCGUGACCGGGUCACCAUGUAAAAGUCGAAAAGGAAUGAAGGAGCCAGACCCUCUGAACCCAAAAGAUCCCCGUGCUGGGCUACAUGACUGUGCUGUGGACGAUUUGCAAAACCCAUUCAUCUUCGUUGUGUUCUGUGAUGCAGGGGCGUACCCUGACUAUCUCAUCAGCUUUAAGAAUGCCUGACCAUAUAUUUGGGUACUUUUAGCACUUUUUCUAACAAAGGACAUCCUUUGUAAGUAGUCACUAACCUUUAUCCAGCAAUGAUGUGCAAAUUUAAAAAAAAAAAAAAAAAAAAAAAAACACUGGAAAAGAUAUGUGCUGAAGUUUUUAUGCUAGGUUUAUAAUGACAGUGUAAGCAAUAAUUCAAAUUCAUUCAAUUUCCAGAAAUCAUGUUGUGCCUUAUCAGUUGUCUCCUCAUGCAUUAGUUCAGGUUCUGUUGUUUACUCUUUGAAAUACUCAGGUUUGGACAUAAGGUAAAUAAAUACAAAGAAAAAUAAAAAAAAUACCUGAUACAUUGUGAUUGUGUACCUUAAAUGCAGCAAUGUAAGUCAUUUAGAGAACUUAAGAACGUGGUCAGAUGUCCACAAACAUUUCGCCAUAUAGUGUAUUUUACGAAAUAGAGUACCAACGCCCAUAUGUGUUCCUUCCCCAAACUGUUGCCACAAAGCUGGAAGCACACAAUCGUAUAGGAUGUCUUUGUAUGCUAUAGCUUUACAAUUUCCCUUCACUGGAACUAAGAGGCCCAAACCUGUUCCAGCAUGACGAUGCCCCUGUGCACAAAGCGAGCUCCAUGAAGACAUGGUGUGUGAAGGUUGGAGUGGAAGAACUCGAGUGUCCUGCACAGAGCCCUGACCUCAACCCCACUGAACACCUUUGGGAUGAACUGGAACACCAACUGAACCCCAGACCUCCUCACCAACAUCAGUGUCUGAUCUCACUAAUGCUCUUGUAGCUGAAUGAUCACAAAUCCCCACAGCCACGCUCCAACAUCUAGUGGAAAGCCUUCCCAGAAGAGUGGAGCUUAUUAUAACAGUAGGAAGGAGACUAAAUCUGGAAUGGGAUGUUCAACAAGCACAUAUGAGUGUGAUGGUCAGGUGUCCACAUACUUUUGGUCAUAUAUUGUAAAUUUGACAAGGCCAUUGAGUAGCCUAUUUUCAUUCAGAGUGCACUCUAUUCACAGGGUUAUAUACAUGCAUCAAACAGUUUUAUUUUCCUGAUAUUUCCUGGUAUACAGCCUACCACUCCUCAUAUGAUUAUGGCAUAGUGGCACAAGGCUUAUGAUGAACACUAGAGUAACUCAGUACCCUGACUAUACCACCUUGGGACUAUACCCAAGGAAAUGAACUGUCUAUUGACUCUGAAUGUAUUUGAUAAGACAGUAAUGAAACCAUGUGCUUUUCACUCUUCACUACUGUGAUUUUUAUUGGAUUAAAGUGCACUAACAUCAGGCAGGCCUUCAAAUACAGCAUUAGGAACUCAUGCCAUAAUUUAGUUAUUAAAUUAAAUUAAAUUAAAUACAAGAGCAUUUGUAGUGAUUGUUUGAGAAUCCCUAUUAGCUUGAGAUAACAAACACAAAAAAAUAAAUAAAUAAAAUAAAAGACAGUGUCAUGUAUCAGGAGCAGAGGUUUUAUUGUGGCAGGAUCUAAACUUUCAACAAGUUCUAACUUUCAGACAAAAAUAAUAAAUCAAAAGCCUUAAGCUUUGUGGGAAAAAGAAAAAGAAAAAAAAAACCUAUGACAUUACAUACAGUAGGUGGUCCAUAAAAAUUGGCAAGCUGAUCACAGGGUAUAGCAUUCACUACACAUUUUAUGUACCUCAGGGAAAUCUCAGGGUUUAAAUUCGAAGAUUAAGGUACUUUCAAUGAGUCAAGUCAUUUCAGUUGAAUGAUUCAUUCACAUUUGCCCAAAUGUGCAGUGAGAUCAGGUGGCCAACAAACAGCUUGAGUAAAAUAGCCAAUGAUUGUUGCUAUUUGUGUUAAUUUAUAAUGUUCUGAUAUGACUGUGUGUAGAAGAAUUACUUUCACACCCACCCCAAACACUGGAAAUCUCCAGCUGACCAAAUGAUUCAGACUCAUUAAACUCAUUGACUCAUCUGAUUCACUGAA